AUGGAAUCGCUCCUGCAACACCUGGAGCGCUUCUCCGAGCUUCUGGCCGUCUCCCGCACGACCCACGUCAGCACCUGGGACCCCGCGACCGUGCGCCGGGCCUUGCAGUGGGCUCGCUACCUGCGCCACGUCCACAGUCGCUUUGGCCGCCAUGUCCGCAUUCGCACGGCUCUGGAACGGCGACUGCAAAAGCGGGGGAGACAGGAUGGCGCCCCUGGGUCCGCUCCAGUCCCCGGGUUGACGAACUUCCAGGCGCUGGGGCGCUGUGACCGCCUGCUGUCUCUGCGCCUGCUGGAGAACCGGGCCCUCGGGGAUGCCGCCUAUCACUACCUACUGCAGCAGCUCUUUCCGGGCCCUGGCGUCCCGGACGCCGACGAGGAGACGCUUCAAGGCAGCCUGGUUCGCCUCGCCCGCCGCGGCUCCGCCGUCCACAUGCUGCGUUUCAUCGGCUACGGAGAGAACUCGGUGCUUGAGGACGCAGUGCUGAAGACCCAGGCGGAGCUGCUGCUGGAGCGUCUGCGGGAGGUGCCGAAGGCCGAAGCCGAGGGCCCCAGCAGGUUUCUCAGCACUCUGUGGGACCGCUUGCCUCAGAACAACUUUCUGAAGGUGAUAGCGGUCGCGCUGUUGCUUCCCCCGUCGUCUCCCCGGCCCCAAGGAGAAGAGUUGGAGCUGGGCACCCCCAAAACGCCCGGAGAGGGGGGUCAGGAGCUGGUCCGUUGGCUUUUGGCGAAGUCAGAUGUCAUGGCUGCCCUUUGCCACAACCUCCCAGUCGGGCUUUUAACUUCGGUGGCAGGCCGCCAUCCAGAGCUCUCCCGGGCCUACCUGGGUCUGCUUACAGACUGGGGUCGACAUCUGCGCUACGACCUUGAGAAAGGCACUUGGGUUGGAGCUGAGUCCCAACACGUGUCCUGGGAGGAGUUGUACGGCAGGUUUCAAAGCCUCUGUCAGGCCCCUCCACCUCUCAAAGAUGAAGUUCUAACUGCCCUGGAGUCCUGUAAGGCGCAAGAUGGAGAUUUCCAAGUCCCUGGUCUCAGCAUCUGGACAGACCUGUUGUUAGCUCUUGGGAGUGGGUCAUGAUAGUGCAGUUGGGGGAAAAAAAAGUUUUAGGUCUCAGCCCAGGCCCCAGUUCACUAUGGGCAGUGUUCUGUUAUUAUUUGUAUGUAUAGUUUACAAAAUUAAAAUUCCAGUGCUUGC
Neomonachus schauinslandi (Hawaiian monk seal) is the source of this 1194-nucleotide messenger RNA. RefSeq names its product FA complementation group F (gene FANCF). Gene Ontology annotation, cellular component: Fanconi anaemia nuclear complex. Gene Ontology annotation, biological process: interstrand cross-link repair. The record is from RefSeq and is a predicted model, not a curated record. Lineage: Eukaryota; Metazoa; Chordata; Mammalia; Carnivora; Phocidae. The transcript has a single exon. The coding region runs from base 1 to 1077 and encodes 358 amino acids.